This is a messenger RNA of Myotis lucifugus (little brown bat), 4101 nucleotides long. RefSeq names its product zinc finger protein OZF-like. Gene Ontology annotation, molecular function: RNA polymerase II cis-regulatory region sequence-specific DNA binding; DNA-binding transcription factor activity. Lineage: Eukaryota; Metazoa; Chordata; Mammalia; Chiroptera; Vespertilionidae. The record is from RefSeq and is a predicted model, not a curated record. The transcript has 4 exons. The coding region runs from base 327 to 1934 and encodes 535 amino acids. Gene Ontology annotation, biological process: regulation of transcription by RNA polymerase II.
CCAUUUUUCAGGCUCCCGUGGUUUCGCAGACUCCCAAGCUUCCCCGCUCUGGUGGAGCGGAGUGGGAGGUGGUGGAGGCAGCAUCCCUGCCUUUAAAGGCGGUCAGAGGCUUGUUGAGCCCCGUGGUGUUGGGGCGUCCGAGGCUCCCCGACCCUCUCCGCCGACAGAGUCCCCUCGGCCUCACCCCAUCGGACCCUCCAGCCUCGGGGCCGGCGCCGCUCGGGUCCCGCCGCCAGGGCGCAGCGUCCAGCGCACCUGAUGCACAGGAUGGGUGUGAGGACGGUGGUAGGAGGCCCAGGACGGAAGCUGCUGUGAUAGUGCUGGAUAUGGACUUCGAGGACGUGGCCAUUGCCUUCUCUGAGGAGGAGUGGAGGCUCCUGGAUGAGGCUCAGAGACUUCUGUACUGCAAUGUGAUGCUGGCAGUGUUUGCGCUUGUCUCAUCUGCUGGUUGUUGGCAUAAAAAGGAUGAUGUGGAGGCCCGUUCUGAGCAGAGUGUAUCUGUAAAAGUGGAGUCACAUGUUAGUGCUUUUAAGUCAGCUCCAGCAACCCAGAAGAGCCAUCGGUGUGGAAGGUGUUUCUCUCUGUUAAAAGACAUUCUGCACCUGACUGAGUCACAAGCAGCAGACUUUGAGCAGAAAGCCUUCCUCGGUGACGCAUGUGUGAGAGACUUCUGUUUCAGUGCAAACCCUCACCGACCACAGAGGGAAGCAGGUGGAGAGAAGCCCUGGAAAGAAGCUGUGGGCGGGGCCUCGUCUGUGGCCAGGUGCAGCUUCUCCUUAUCAGGGCUGCCUUCAUCCAAUAGGGAGGGUGGGGAAGACUUCCCAGCCAUCUCAGAGCUUCUCCUGCACCAGACCCCUCUCAACACUGAGGAGCCACACAGUCGUAGUGAGACUUCAGAAGAAUUUCUCAAAAGAAAAAGGAAUCACCAAUGGGAUGAUUGUAAAAAAGCAGCCAGCCACAACCAGAACCUUGUUCAACAUCAGGGCGUCUGCUCUGGGGAAGAGAAAUAUGAGUGUAAUACAUGUGGGAAACUUUUUACAUGUAUCUUUAACCUCAAUAAGCAUAGGCGAAUUCAUGCUGGAGAAAAGUCCUAUGAGUGCACUGACUGUGGGAAGCUGUUCAAUCACAGCUCUUCCCUCACAAGACACCACAGAGUUCACACUGGAGAAAAACCAUAUGAGUGCAGUGACUGUGGCAAGCUUUUCAAUGACAGGUCAUCCAUCAAAAAACACCAGAGAGUUCACACUGGAGAAAAACCACAUGAGUGCAGUGAAUGUGGGAAGUCCUUUAGUCAAAGGUUUCACCUCACUAAACACCACAGAGUUCACACUGAAGAAAAACCUUACAAAUGUAGUGAAUGUGGGAAAUCAUUUAGGUGCAGUUAUGACCUCUCUGUCCACAAGAGAGUUCACACUGGAGAAAAGCCUUACAAAUGUAAUGAAUGUGGAAAAUCAUUUAGCCGCAGCUAUGUCCUAUUUGCCCACCAGAGAGUUCACACUGGAGAAAAGCCAUUUCAAUGUAGUGAUUGUGGGAUGUCCUUCAGUCACUACUCUAACCUCUUUAAACACAACAGAAUUCACACUGGAGAAAAACCUUAUGAGUGCAGUGAAUGUGGGAAGUCCUUCCAUCACGGGUAUUCACUCACUAAACACAACAAAGUUCACACUGGACAAAAACCAUAUAAGUGCAAUGAAUGUGGUAAGUCUUUUAAGGAAAAUUCCUCCCUCCUUAUCCACAAGAGAGUUCACACCGGAGAAAAGCCGCAUGAAUGUAGUGUUUGUGGGAAGUGCUUCCUGCGAAGAUCUAACCUCAUUCAACACCUCAGAGUUCACACUGCUGAAAAACCUCAUGAGUGCAGUGAAUGUGGGGAAUCUUUUCGCUUCAAAUAUGUCCUUGCUCAACACUUGAAAGUACACGCUGGAGAAAAGCUUUAAAUGUGCAGGGAAUGUUUUACUUUUCUCAGAAUAACACCAAAGGAGAAGCUUUCACCCCCAUUUAUCUGAAUGCAAACUCCUUUAUCCGAACAUACUCUCUGCUAGAUGCCUCCUAAAUUUCAGGUAUAAGUGACGCUUUCAGAAGCCACAUCCGACUUGCUAACCUACUCAGGCCUACAACCUGGUUGAUGUCACUGCAAGUGUUUGUGUGGAAGCUAUUUCACCCUAACACUUGGCUCACCUGAAGCGUGUGCAUCCGUCACAACCCCUGCAUACUCUGGGGCUGUGCUUGAGAAAAUUAUGAAUAUUCUGAGCUCCUGUGUGAACCUUCCUUCCUUUAUUUCUGACCAGAGAAUUGACCUGACCCAGGUUUUGUCCAGAGGACCCUCCUCAGCUAAGUGCUACCUCUUUCAGGGCAUUGUGAUUCUCACUGUGCUGUGAUGAAGUGUUUCAGGUUCCAAUGCAUCAACCUGCAAACCUCUUGCUGUCCUCUGCUCUGGUUUAUGAUCUUAAUGUAAAGCUGUUUUUCCUUUAAUUUUGUUGGUUCUAGUCUCUCCCUAGGAUGAUUGAAAGGAAAGAUGUGAUGUGUCCACAUGGACAGGUGAACAGAUAUGGUGGGUCGCAAACUGUGUGUGCGUUGGAAGGCACAGUUUGAUGGCAGAAAGUCAUUCUUUGUCUAAUAUUGGCUGAUUUUGUAUUGACGACCAAGGCCUUGGGAGAGAGUGUACAUGACUUUGUGGUUAUAAUUUGCUCUCUGGUGCCUCUUGUAUUGUAGAGCCAAUGGUCGCCCUGAACAAGCAGCCUUUAUUGUGCUCCUGUGAACAAUAUGAAGUAUAUUCUCUGUUCACAGUGUGUAUUACACAAGUGUCAGCAAUGUUUAGGGGGACUCCUCUCCACAUGCUCCAAAGAGGCCAUGUGUCACAGUGUAUGGGAUUUCAUAGGCUGGUGUCAUUUGUUGUAAGACUCUGAGAUGGAAUUAGUUUGGGAGAUAAACACUGUUUUGAUAUUCAUGGCAGACACUGCAGUUAAACUGGAUAAAAGUGCCUCUUUUGAACAUAAAUGCAAGUUAUUUCAUGUCCUGUUUCUUAUAUGAUCUUUGAGACCAUUCUGAGGACCCCCAUCACUGUUUGCUCUGGCAGGAGUCACUUGCACAGAAAAGAAUGUCAUCAUUGUGUGGAUUCCCCUGCCCCCUAGGGUAUUCACAUCAAGGUUGUUGCUCAACUGGCAGGACCUCACAGCUAGAGGAAGGAUAAUGCUGUAGUGAGUCCCAGGAUGUGUCUUUUGUAACCAGUCAGCUUUCCUGUUGAUUCCAAUGGCCAUAGUCUUCCCUACUUGACAACAUUUGCCGCCACUGAGGCCAGGCUCGUCCUCCCAGGAAAUGAGAACUGACAUGCAACAAAGUGCCCCUUUCUCACCUGUGCUCUUUGGUGAGCCCUGACCUAGAGAUAAAGCUGUGAAACUGUCACAUGUGACAUAAACCCACCUGUAACUCCUACACAGGGUAGGGCAACAAUAGGCUCAUAGUUGUAUGUUUGGAAAAACAGAGAUUAUUCUUUUAAAAUUUAGAAAAUAACUUAUUCUUUUUUGGGGGGGAGAGAGAGUAAGAGACUGAAGAGAAAGGUAAACACUGAUCUGCUGCCUCCUACAUGGCCCCUACUGGGGAUCCAUUUGGGAAUGUAAACUGAUCUGGAGUCAAACCAGAGUGCUCUCAGUGAAUGGGGUCACACCCAAUCAACUGAGGACACUGGCCGGGGCAGAGUUUAUUCAUGUAUUAUUAUUUUUAUUAUUAAUUCAUAUUAUUUUCCAUACCAGCAAUUCUAAACCUACUUUUUGCCACAUCAUAUAUUUCCCUAAUACCCUGUUAUUAUCUCUCUCUCUGCCUUUCUCGGUCCUCCAUACAGUCAUGGAUUUUCUUUUCUUUACAAUAGAAUAGUUCACAUUGUUCUUAGUUUUAUAGGCACUACUUGUUGUUUACUCUGUACCAAAUACUUGUUUCCUCCCUGUACAUAGUAAUUUUGUGAUUCAACACAAAUGCUUAUGUGAAAAGAUAAUUUACUCAUUUAUGAGUAGUAUUGUGUUCGGUGAAUAAUCAUUAUAUCGAUCUGUAUUGUGUUUUGUUAUUAUCAGGUUUGGGGUAAUAUAAAUAAAUCUUCUGAAAAUAUUUGCA